Messenger RNA from Daphnia carinata, 547 nucleotides. RefSeq lists its product as uncharacterized. NCBI's taxonomy places the organism in Eukaryota, Metazoa, Arthropoda, Branchiopoda, Diplostraca, Daphniidae. The record is from RefSeq and is a predicted model, not a curated record. The coding region runs from base 85 to 531 and encodes 148 amino acids. The transcript has a single exon.
CACCAACAUCGAAGCUAGUACAGGCAUCUCUCAUUUCAAUCAAUUUAUCUUUCAGUAUUUUCACACUUCACCAUCGACAAAGUCAUGAAUAUCGCACUGAGCUGUUUAUUGGUUUUGGCCGCCACAGUCGCCACCAACGCCGAAGCCGAUCCGCAGUACCCCUACUACGGUUACGGCCAUCCUGCGGCAUAUCCUCCUAUGCCUCAUUACGGCAAUGGCUACGCCCCCGAACAAUCCAACUACUUCCGUGCCGGCCUUCCUAACCCUUCCUUUGAAAAUCAGGACCCGAAACAGGACGGACGUGUUUUCUUGGGAACUGUCACCAUCACGUUGGCCACGACAACUUCUACUAGCACCGUUACCACAUCUACCACCUGCACCACUUCAGCCAGAGCCAUCUCGAUCUGCUCUCCUUCUGGCCGUCGUCGUCGUGGUGUCGGUUUGAACAACAGCCAGAAAGCCCGCGGACUCUUCUACAACGACGAACAGGAAAAAAUCGAAGCAGAGAGCAUCUUCACUCGCUCCGAGUGAGUUUUCAUAAUAAAAU